Molecule: messenger RNA, 538 nt
Organism: Symbiodinium sp. CCMP2456
Lineage: Eukaryota; Dinophyceae; Suessiales; Symbiodiniaceae
Source: the annotation of a GenBank genome assembly
GUACGACCUCACCGAGUAUGUUGGACGCGCCCGCGCCGACGACGUCAGCGAGGAGAUGAUCCUCGAAGGGGGAUAUGUCUACCGCGUUGUGCCCGUCUCUUUCGGCCUUGCCCAGGAAGUCUCGCCACGCAAAGCCGUCGUUGCGGUGCAUUCGGUCCAGACCAUCGAGACCCAGAAGGUCACGCUGGAUUGGUCGGACACGGCUGCAGCCGUGUUCGAGGGCGCACGGCGGAAAGGCAAGAAGAGGCAAUUUCCAAACUUGGCAAAUGGGGUGUCGGCCUUUGUCCUCCAAGAGGAGGCCGGUUUAUCUCUGGUUGCCGAGAACUCCUCGGAUCAGUUGGCAGCCAUGCAGGUCGAUGGAAACGACUGCAUCGGCUGUGUCAGCUCUCGUGAGAGCUUCGACGCAGUGGUUGCCUUGCCUCCCAAGUCGCGGCAGGUUGUUCUGGGCAUCGCCUUUGCAAGAGGGGCCAUACGAGUUGGGACGGCAGUUGGAGCCCAGGGCCUUCCCGGCGAGGCGGCGAACUUCGCGCUCGCAGGA